Messenger RNA from Aedes albopictus (Asian tiger mosquito), 1409 nucleotides. It is a transcript of the gene Uba5, whose product is annotated as ubiquitin-like modifier-activating enzyme 5. Gene Ontology annotation, molecular function: UFM1 activating enzyme activity. NCBI's taxonomy places the organism in Eukaryota, Metazoa, Arthropoda, Insecta, Diptera, Culicidae. The transcript has 3 exons. The coding region runs from base 129 to 1322 and encodes 397 amino acids. Gene Ontology annotation, cellular component: cytosol; cytoplasm. Gene Ontology annotation, biological process: protein ufmylation. The record is from RefSeq and is a predicted model, not a curated record.
UUGUGAGUGCUCUCCGCACAGUUUGACAACGAAAUGAAUCAUCAAGUGUGCACAUGAAGUUCACUCAAGACUGCAAUGUUGUGUUGUUGUUAGUAUUGCAUUGACACGUCUCACGGUAGAAACGCAAGAUGGCAUCGGUAGAGGAUCUGAAGCAACAAAUCGAGGCGCUGCAGCGUGAGCUGUGCCAAAUGAAGGCAAGUUCCUCCGGCGGUGCCAGAGAGAAGAUAGAGAAAAUGUCAUCGGAAGUGGUGGAUUCAAAUCCCUACAGUCGACUCAUGGCACUGCAGCGUAUGGGAAUAGUAAACGAAUACGAAAGGAUUCGACAGAAAAGCGUUGCCGUCGUAGGAGUUGGAGGCGUAGGCAGUGUAACAGCUGACAUGUUAACCCGUUGCGGGAUCGGGAAGCUGAUUCUUUUCGAUUACGACAAAGUGGAGCUGGCCAAUAUGAACCGACUUUUCUUCACCCCAGAUCAAGCCGGUCUUUCGAAAGUGGAAGCUGCGGCAAAGACUUUGAACUUCAUCAACCCUGACGUUAAAAUCCUGACCAACAAUUACAACAUUACGACGGUUGACUCGUUUGAUAUGUUUUUGAACGCCAUCAAAACCGGAGGAGUUGAAGAGGGCACUCCUGUGGACUUGGUACUGAGUUGCGUAGACAACUUCGAAGCCCGUAUGGCCAUCAACACGGCAUGCAACGAGCUGUCUCUGAACUGGUUUGAGUCCGGUGUUUCGGAAAAUGCUGUUUCCGGACAUAUUCAGUUCAUUCGCCCGGGAGAAACAGCAUGCUUUGCGUGUGCUCCUCCGCUGGUGGUAGCGGAGAACAUCGACGAAAAAACUCUGAAGCGAGAAGGCGUAUGCGCUGCCAGUUUGCCCACUACGAUGGGCAUUGUCGCGGGCAUGUUGGUCCAAAACACACUCAAGUAUUUGCUAAACUUCGGCACCGUAUCGGACUACCUGGGUUACAACGCGCUGAUUGACUUCUUCCCCAAGAUGAGUCUCAAGCCAAAUCCAACUUGCGACGAUCGGUUUUGCAUGGAACGCCAGAAGGACUAUGCAGCACGACCUAAAGCAGAGGUAGUUGAGGAAGUCGUUGAAGAGGACACGCCACUUCACGAGGAGAACCUCUACGGUAUUGAGCUUGUUGCAGAGGAUGAAACGCAAGGAGCUCAACCGUCUACAGGAACUCCCAACACUAUUUCAAGUGGUUUAAAAUUGGCUUAUGAAGCACCAGCUGUGACGUCGCAUUCCGAUACUACACCAACCAAUGCCGUCGGCGACGAUGUUAGCUUAGACGAUCUGAUGGCACAAAUGAAAUCGAUGUAAAACUCGUACACAGGUGUUUAUAUUUUGUUGUAUUAUUUGCAUUUUUUUAUUCCAAUAAAUAUGCUUCAAUUCGAUUGUUCUUAAUAA